UGGGCGCGGGACGUGCUGAUGAAUGUGGCCUGCGACUGAACAGGAACAUCAACAAGUGUGGCUGCUGUCAUCUCUUUUAAAAAACGAAAGCAGCCUCUUGGAUUCUACCUGGAAUACUCUCAAUGCAGCUCAUGUGAAACUGGGCUCUACUGAAGCCCUUUGGAAACAGCAGGACAUGAAAAUGAUACUUCACCGAUGGAUCUGAUGGAUUAACUACAGAUAAAACCUUGACAGCUUGACCAGCAGGAGCACACAGCUGAAGAUGUCCAACCGUAUGGGUCAUGAUCGGCCCAGAAAUCCCUUGCUCUCAGCUGUCUCGGCUCUCUUGUGUGCCUUGCACUUUGGAAUAUUGUUCAGAAGUGCACUGGUGACCGCUUGUCCCAAGAGCUGCCACUGUAUGGAGAAGAACAGCCUUGCCGUGCUGCAGUGCAUGUCGCGCAACCUGGAGAACAUCCCGGCUGACCUGCCGCGUGACACUGUAGUCCUGCUGCUGGCCUCAAACAGGAUUACCAAGAUCCCCAAACAGGCCUUUAAGGACCUCAACAGACUACAGGAACUGGAUCUGUCCAACAACGCCAUUGAGAUGGUGGACGCUGGGGCCUUCCAGGGGGUCUCCGACGUCCUUCGGGUCCUGGACCUGUCCAACAACCGCAUAAGCAGCGUGCCCAAAGAGGCAUUCGCCAAACUUCAGGCCAAAAUCAGCCUCUCCAACAAUCCCUGGCACUGCGAGUGCAGCUUGCAGGAGGUCCUGAGGGAGCUGAGACUGGACCCAGAGACGGUCAACGAGGUGAGCUGUCACACGGCUGUGGAGGAGGAGUACACCGGCAAACCCGUUAUCCAGGUCCUGGACUCGGGCAUCAACUUCUGCAACUUCCACCACAAGACCACCGAUGUGGCCAUGUUCGUCACUGUGUUCGGCUGGUUCACCAUGGUGAUAGCCUACGUGAUCUACUACGUGCGGAAGAACCAGGAGGAUGCCAGGAGGCACAUGGAGUACCUCAAGUCCCUGCCCAGCAGCUCGCAGAUCAGCAAAGACUUUGACACGAUCAGCACGGUUCUCUAGCAGGCCCGCUGUGGCACACAUUUGAGAGAGUGUGUGAGUGUGUGAGUGUGUGAGUGAGUGAGUGAGUGAGUGAGUGAGUGAGUGAGUGAGUGAGUGAGUGAGUGAGUGAGUGAGUGGAUGAUAGGGAGAAUGGUGUUCUUGAUUUUUGAGCUGGGAUUUAUUUUAGGUGGCCUUAGGAGACGAUAGAUCUGGACUUCAUCUGGACCUUUAGUAUUUAUAAUUGCUCUCUGUCUUUCUGUAUGGACACAGAUAACUAUCUUAAUUUGACCAGUUUCUCAUAGCAGGAAAAUAAUCUUUCCGCAACAGGAAAUGUGAAUUAUUAUGUGGAUUAUAAUGAGCAUUUUUGUAGGGGUUGAUAAGUUUUUUGUCAUGGCAAACAAAGUCUGACAUUUUAAAGUGGAAAUUCCAAACUUUAGAAGCCUUUUUAAACCUCAAAUACACUAAAAGUUGCAUUUCAAAUCUUGGGUGAGAACCUCCUUCCCUCAGCCAGGGCAUUGAAAAUGUGUCGUGGAUGGGUAUUCCAGCAUGACAAUGACCCGAAACACACGGCCAAGGCAACAAAGGAGUGGCUCAAGAAGAAGCACAUUAAGGUCCUGGAGAGGCCUAGCCAGUCUCCAGACCUUAAUCCCAUAGACAAUCUGUGGAGGGAGCUGAAGGUUCGAGUUGCCAAACAUCAGCCUCAAAACCUUAAUGACGUAGAGAAGAUCUGCAAAGAGGAGUGGGACAAAAUCCCUCCUGAGACGUGUGCAAACCUGGUGGCCAACUACAAGAAACGUCUGACCUCUGUAAUUGCCAUCAAGGGUUUUGCCACCAAGUAGUAAGUCAUGUUUUGCAGAGGGGUCAAAUACUUAUUUCCCUCAUUAAAAUGCAAAUCAAUUUAUAACAUUUUUCAUGUGUUUUUCUGGAUUUUUUUGUUGUUAUUCUGUCUCUCACUGUUCAAAUAAACCUACCAUUAAAAUUAUAGACUGAUCAUUUCUUUGUCAGUGGGCAAAUGUACAAAAUCAGCAAGGGAUCAAAUACUUAUUUCCCUCACUGUACAUUGACAAAUCUGGCAUUUUAUCAUCUAGACUAUCAUUUCAUUUAUAUUCAGGUGAAGGCUAAUUCUUUUAGAACACUAUUUUCACUUGACAUCUCUUGCGAUUCUACACCUUAACACUGUGUAUUGGGCUGUACUAGAUCAUGUUCCCCCCUUUCCUUCUGCCAUGUACAAUUCCCGUUAAUGCUGUCUUUUAAUUUAGUUAGUUGCUACUCAGGGGGAACGUUGGUUGCAAUGAAGUAAUUAUGGUGUCAUUGUCAGGUUGUAUAGUGGUUAUUUAAGGAAGUUUCAUUAAUGUAUUUUUAGCAAUCAAUAUAAAUACAUCUUUAUCUGGUUAUUUGACCAGAUAACAACCAAAAUAUGACAUCUGAUAAUAUGACGUCUUCUCAAUCAGAGAGUCAGUUUUACAACCAGAAAUUUGUUCUUAAGACGUUGUGUCAAUUUUUGCCUGCUGGGUAGGACGUUUUUAUCUGUGUAGACUUUCUCCUAAUUUUAUUUGGUGUUUUAGUGGUCAACAGUGAGUCAACAUCUUGUAUGGUUUAUACAAUCUGUGCUUGUAUGGGAUAUCCCACAUGCUAAAAUAGGUAAAAAUGUUGCUUCAAUGUUGUCAUAAUGUUCAAUGAAUGGGCCAAGUGUCCGUUUUUCUAAAGUGUUAUUGUCAUUAGGUCAUUUAUAUUUGCACAUUGUUAUAGAAUUGAAAGGUCUCCAGUCAUUUAUUGUUUCUGUGUCAAUGCAGAAUUGUUACUUAAAUUUAUAAUCUGUGGGAUUCAAAAUGGACACCAUAGCAGCAUUGGAAAAUAAAGGUUGU
This is a messenger RNA of Oncorhynchus nerka (sockeye salmon), 2907 nucleotides long. RefSeq names its product leucine rich repeat containing 3 (gene lrrc3). The transcript is spliced from 3 exons. Lineage: Eukaryota; Metazoa; Chordata; Actinopteri; Salmoniformes; Salmonidae. Gene Ontology annotation, cellular component: plasma membrane. Gene Ontology annotation, molecular function: protein binding. The record is from RefSeq and is a predicted model, not a curated record. The coding region runs from base 263 to 1063 and encodes 266 amino acids.